AUGCUGCUAAGUCGCUCAGCUGAAAGGCUUUCACGAUGUGCUCCUAAGCCGCGCUUCUAUUCCGGUCCCCCACCCUGGCGACCUGUCUCCGCCUUGGACGAAUGGGUUGAACGCCAGAUUCGCCCCAUAAGUCUUCGCCAGUUGACCUUUUUCGGCCGUACCUUGACCGAACCGCGUCUCAUCAGCUCCGCAAAUUAUGUGCGGACCGAGCUGCCCACCCGCCUUGCGCAUCGCCUCCGUGAUAUUCAGCAGCUCCCCUACGUGAUCGUCUCCAACCCGCAUCUGUCGCUAGUCUACGAAUUGUACUAUAAAGCCUUCGAGCGGUUUCGGGUCGUACCUGAAAUCUGCAGCCUCGACGAUAAUGACCGUUUCUGUGAUAUUCUCCGUCAAACGCUCAAAGAGCAUCUGGUCAUCAUCCCCAACCUCGCCAUGGGGGUGCUAGAAUGCCAAGAACUCAUGCCACCGGACGAUAUGGACCGUUUUAUGAACACUCUGCUGCGAGCGAGGAUUUCCCGCCGGGUCAUCGCCGAGCAACACCUCGCCCUCACCGAUACCUUCAACUCACCAUGGCACUUCCCAGACUCGCACGAGCGAACCGACAUGAACGCAGAUUUUGUCGGCGAAGUCUUCCUCAAAUGCAAGGCAAAAGAGGUCGUCGAUCGCUGCGGGAAAGUCGCGCAGGAAUUGAUGCGACAGACCUCCCAAUCUGCCCAGAUCCCCGCCAUCAACGUCCGCGGCCAUCUGGACGCCACCUUCCCAUAUAUACUGAGCCACUUGGAGUAUAUCAUCGGCGAACUCCUGCGUAACUCUGUUCAAGCGGUUGUCGAGAAAUACCACGACUCGUCGUCACCGCCGCCGCCCAUCGAGGUACUUGUCUGCGAAACCCCACAACACGUGAUCAUGCGCAUCUCGGACCAGGGCGGCGGCAUCCCCCGGGAAAUUCUUCCAUAUUUGUGGUCCUUCAGCAAGGGACCACGCACGCAGACUCGACUGGAAAAUCUAGGCAAGGUGCCCGCCAUGGCUGCGACUAUGCAAGAGCUCAAAGUGUCGGAACGGGAUCGCAAACAUGAUCGUGAGACCUGGCACGAGGGGUCACUGGAUACCUUGACAUCGCGGCAUCCUAACCUUCGUCUGGGCAUGGGGUUACCUAUGAGUCGGGUCUAUGCUGAGUAUUGGGCAGGCAGUCUCGAACUUCAUAGUUUGGAAGGCUAUGGGGUGGAUGCGUUUCUGCAAAUCUCCAAGCUAGGCAACAAGAACGAACAGGUGACCACGCGGGCGGCGAUUGAUGCUGUGUGA
Molecule: messenger RNA, 1296 nt
Organism: Penicillium manginii
Lineage: Eukaryota; Fungi; Ascomycota; Eurotiomycetes; Eurotiales; Aspergillaceae
Product: protein kinase PKP2
Exons: 4
Coding region: 1-1296 (431 amino acids)
Biological process (GO): regulation of glucose metabolic process; protein phosphorylation
Cellular component (GO): mitochondrion
Molecular function (GO): pyruvate dehydrogenase (acetyl-transferring) kinase activity
Source: RefSeq, a predicted model, not a curated record